This is a messenger RNA of Recurvomyces mirabilis, 1026 nucleotides long. RefSeq lists its product as uncharacterized. NCBI's taxonomy places the organism in Eukaryota, Fungi, Ascomycota, Dothideomycetes, Mycosphaerellales, Teratosphaeriaceae. The coding region runs from base 1 to 1026 and encodes 341 amino acids. The transcript is spliced from 2 exons. The record is from RefSeq and is a predicted model, not a curated record. Gene Ontology annotation, molecular function: oxidoreductase activity.
AUGACCAGCAAGCCCACCAUCCCCAGCACGAUGAAGGCGUGGCAGUACACCGAUGUCGUCGGCGGACUCGAGAAGAACCUGGAGCUCAAGUCAGUGCCCAUGCCGGAACGCAAGCCGAAUCAACAUCUGGUGCAAGUGACCUGGGUUUCUACCAACCCAGUCGACUACAAGCCAGCAGAAAUCGGGAUGAUCAACCGUUUCAUGAUCCCGAAACCUGCCACUCCCGGUCUUGAUCUUGCUGGACGUAUCGUUGCACCUGCUGCUGGCUCUUCGCUCAAGGCUGGUGAUCUGGUAUAUGGCUGUACUGGCCAGUCCAUCUUUGCCGGAGGUUCGCUUCGAGAGUACGCUAUUGUUGCAGAUAGCAAGGCUGUUGUUGCAGCACCUGAAGGUGUGUCCGCAAAAGAUCUCUCGACUAUCGGCGUGGCUGGUGUGACAGCACUACAAUCCAUCAAGCCCUUCGUCAAGAAAGGAGACAAGGUCUUCAUCAAUGGCGGCUCUGGCGGUGUCGGUAUUUUUGCUAUCCAGCUUGCGAAGGCAUAUGGACUGUCAGUCACAACGACCUGCUCAACCGCGAACGUCGAAUUUUGUCGGUCUCUAGGUGCCGAUCAAGUAAUCGACUACAAGAAAGAGAAUCUUGUCGAAGCUCUGAAGAAGAGCGGGCCAUACGACCAUGUGGUCGACAAUGUCGGUGCCGACUACAGCUUGUUCUUUAAAGUGGCGGACUUCACUAAGCCUGCUGCGAAGUACGCUUUCGUGGGCGCGACACCUAGCUUUGGACUGGUCGGUAAUCUGUCACGGGCCGCUUUGCCACGGAUUAUGGGAGGUGCUGGUCGUAAGAUCGUCCCCAUCACGUCGGUGUCACUUGAGAAGGACCUCAUCGAGGUAGCAGAUCACAUAAAGAGCGGCCAGGUGAAAGUGUUCUACGAUUUCGAGUACACAUUCGAGAACGUUCGCGAUGCGUUUGCAAGGCAGAAGACUGGCAGAGCGAGAGGCAAGAUUGUCGUGCAGGUUAAUGCUGAUGCCUAG